Molecule: messenger RNA, 741 nt
Organism: Lethenteron reissneri (Far Eastern brook lamprey)
Lineage: Eukaryota; Metazoa; Chordata; Hyperoartia; Petromyzontiformes; Petromyzontidae
Product: sperm-associated antigen 8-like
Biological process (GO): positive regulation of transcription by RNA polymerase II
Cellular component (GO): cytoplasm; nucleus
Molecular function (GO): microtubule binding
Source: RefSeq, a predicted model, not a curated record
UGUAGCCCUCGACUGGCUUCAGAUACCCCCCUCCACCUCCUCCUCCUUCACACUCAUCUCUGUGGCACUGAUUUCUUGUUUUGCUUCGGGUGUUUGUUUUAACCCGGAGGAAACAUGGAAUCGACACACAGUGGGGGUGAGCCUCAGCUGCUGGAAACGAAACCUCGGCAAAAGAACGUGGAGAAGAUGAGGCAACAUGUGGAGGAGGAUAAAGGCCUCACCACUGGCCCGCCCUGUGGAAUCCACUUCAGCAUUGAGAGCGCCACACUCACAAGAAAAAGGGGUGUUGAGCCCACCAGACAAGACAUCGACAGCCUGCCGACUAACACAGCUUUUCGCACCAAAGGAAAAAGGGAGCUGCUACUGGAAAAGACUCUUCGUGACAGAAUAAGCAAGGAGGUACUGGAGAGGUCAAGUCCUAUUGCUCCACUCAAGCAAUAUUCAACAACAAAGCAAGCUUUAUUUCAUUACACCUUGGAACCGGAGCCCCCUUUUCCCAAUAAGGCACAUAAUUAUCACACGGAGCAGCCAAUCACCUAUUGGUCCAAUAAUGUUAACAACAUUCAGGGAGUAACAGACAUCAAGUCAAGAGAGAAACCCUUUCUCAAGAACACCACUUUUAGCAAACCAAUCAGCGAGCGCCUGGACACACCAUUUUAAUGAAGCAAUUUUAAAUAUUUAACCCAGAAAAAAGUGGACGCUAGCGAAAUUCAUUUUAUUACAGGAUACAGUAUAAUAUAU